Messenger RNA from Sus scrofa (pig), 1925 nucleotides. Lineage: Eukaryota; Metazoa; Chordata; Mammalia; Artiodactyla; Suidae. The record is from RefSeq and is a predicted model, not a curated record.
GGCGAUACCGGAAGUUACGUAGGCCUUAGCGCCGGGAGUGUGUGGUUGCAGAAGGAGCUUGAUCCCUGUGUGUGCCCAGUGUCCGCCAGCCGGGACCUUCGGCUUCCGCGGACCUUAGGGGACCCUUGGCGGCAGCUCCCGGCCUACUUCCCGCGCACGGCCAUGUCUGGUAACGGCAACGCAGCCGCAACGGCGUUUUUAAAGGGCCAGCGGCUGGGUUGCCUUUAGCGGGGGAAAUCACUGCUGAUCGGGGCGGGCCUAAAAGAGAGAUUGUCUCGAACGGAACUCCGUUCCCGCAGCGAUCUGGAUGGGAUUCCAUCAGCACCUCCAUUGCCUUAGCUGGGAUGGGCUUCAGAGCUGUGAUCUGGUCACUGCAGCAACAGCAACAGUGGGUCCUCCUGCCACUUCUCUCUGGUCUCUUCCUGCUUCUCUGGAUCCGUGAGGAAGCAGAAGGAAGAAAACAGCCCAAAGAUGAGAGUGAUUCGUGUGGGUACCCGCAAAAGCCAGCUGGCCCGCAUACAAACGGACAGUGUGGUGGCAACGCUGAAAGCCUUAUACCCAGGCCUGCAGUUUGAAAUCAUUGCUAUGUCCACCACAGGGGACAAGAUUCUCGACACUGCACUUUCUAAGAUUGGAGAGAAGAGCCUGUUUACCAAGGAGCUGGAACACGCGCUGGAGAGGAAUGAAGUGGACCUGGUUGUUCAUUCCCUCAAGGACCUGCCCACGGUGCUUCCUCCUGGCUUCACCAUUGGAGCCGUCUGCAAGCGAGAGUGCCCCUAUGAUGCUGUUGUCUUUCACCCCAAAUUUGUCGGGAAGACCCUAGAAACCUUGCCAGAGAAGAGUGUGGUAGGAACCAGCUCCCUGCGGAGAGCGGCCCAGCUUCAGAGAAAGUUCCCACAUCUGGAGUUCAAGAGUAUACGGGGAAACCUCAACACACGGCUUCGGAAGCUGGAUGAGCUGCAGGAGUUCAGUGCCAUCAUCCUGGCUGCAGCUGGCCUGCAGCGCAUGGGGUGGCAGAACCGGGUGGGACAGAUCCUGCACCCUGAGGAGUGUAUGUAUGCUGUGGGUCAGGGGGCCCUGGGCGUGGAAGUCCGAGCCAAGGACCAGGACAUCCUGGAUCUGGUGGGUGUGUUGCAUGAUCCUGAGACUCUGCUUCGCUGCAUUGCUGAACGCGCCUUCCUGAGGCACCUGGAAGGAGGCUGCAGUGUGCCAGUAGCAGUGCAUACAGCUAUGAAGGAUGGGCAACUCUACCUGACUGGAGGAGUCUGGAGUCUGAAUGGUGCAGAGAGCAUGCAAGAGACUAUGCAGGCCACCAUCCAUGUCCCUGCUCAGCACGAAGAUGGCCCUGAGGAUGACCCACAGCUUGUGGGCAUCACUGCCCGGAAUAUUCCUCGAGAAGCCCAACUGGCUGCUGAGAACCUGGGCAUCAGCCUGGCCACCUUGCUGCUGAACAAAGGUGCCAAGAACAUCCUGGAUGUUGCACGGCAACUCAAUGAUGCCCACUAACUGGUCUGCGGGGCACAGGUGCCUGGGUUACUGCUGCCCAGGGCCUCAGUGCCCCAUUCUCACUGCUAUUCAGGGAGUGAUUACCCCAGGAGAUUGAACUGCAGGGGCAGACACUUCCAGAAUCUUGUCUCACUUUGAGGCCUUGUUGACUGCCUUGCCUCCUCAGUACGUUGGGGCUUCACUUCUAGAGAAAAUCCUCUAAUUAAGCCACAGCCUUUGAAUGUAACCACCUCUACUAAUAAACCAGAUUUGAACUAGAUUUUGAUUCUAGCGGGGUUGCAGGAAAGGUAACACACACAAAACCUUUUAUUCCAUACCUCAGAGGCUGGGACCCUUGUCCAGGUUCUUCUGGAACAUGCUGUUUCAGUCUCAAUACUUCUCAUUUUCCAACGGAAUAAAUUGUCUCCCAGGAAACAUCA